Messenger RNA from Symbiodinium sp. CCMP2592, 633 nucleotides. NCBI's taxonomy places the organism in Eukaryota, Dinophyceae, Suessiales, Symbiodiniaceae. The record is from the annotation of a GenBank genome assembly.
AUGUGCAUCGUGUCCUCCGAGGACCGCGCGCAAUCUGCACUGCGGGCGGUGGCUCAGUUCGCCAAUGUGGCGGGACAGGUGCAGCACGAGGAGUUGCGGACAGCCUCGUUGCAGGUCGCCCACGAGGCUCUGGCACAGUGCGAGGCGCAUGGCCAGCGUUGUGUCCAGUUCCUCCUGGAAGCGCUGCAGAAGAGCACCAAGGCCAGCGCGAGUGCCGCCGAGGAUGUAAUCUGGAUGGUCUACAAGGUGGCACGAAGAAGCGACACAGCAAAGGCGUGGAUACUUCAAGCAGGCGGCGUGUCUGUCUUGAAGGCUGCCCUUCUUUGUCACGCCAACCAGGCACAGCUGCUGGAGAACGGCGUGUGGACGGUGUAUGCUCUCGAAGGGCUGCGGUCUCUGGCAGAGCUCCUGGAGGGGUGUCGGGGGACAAGCGCCGAGGAGGUUGCCGUGCGUGGGGCCAUCUGUGGAGCAUUGUAUCACCUGGUCAGCCCAAGGCGAAAGUCAACAUCAGCUCUGGCUGCCGCCGAGGUCGUGCAGCCAGAGAGCGUGGUGGUGCUGCUGUCCGAGGUUUUAAGCAUCGGCGGCCUUGAUGAAGAUGCGUUUGGCCCUCAGUCACAGAGGCAGAUGUCGUAG